CAAGCAAUAGGAUCCACUUGAAAAGGACCAGUAUUACUGGCCGAAACGUCGUGGUAAAAUUUAAAAUAAAACUGCCAGCCUUGGUCGAUCUAACCCUUUAGUAUUUUGUUUUAAUUACUGGCGAUACAACAAUUCUAAAUUUGGUUUUCUGUAGUAUAUUCCUUUAGUAUGUUACCAUAAUUAAUUGCUCUAUCAUAUAUUAAGAUAAGUUUUUGUUAAUUGUUCUUGUUAAUGAAGAUCCAUUAUAGAAUUUCAAUUUCACAGGGGAGUCACAAUUUCUUGCAGGUGCAGCUAAAAAUUUAGUUCCUGUAUUAGCAGCUUUGCCAUCAAGUAGAUCAAUGUCCAGUCCGCCAUGUUCGCCGAAAGGAGAUCAGGAUGGUGGUGGAUGCCAAAGCUCUGGGUCCACGACCGUAUCCGCCACGUCUUCGCCAGGUCUUGACGAGGAACUUGAGCAAUCUAGGAUUACUAUUAAUCCCACCAUAGAAAUGUCACCGAGGAAAAAGCCUCGCAAGCAACAGUUUGCGGGUGUAGAAUUAACUGAGCCUAGAUGUACGGAGGAAGAGAUGCAAUUUAUCACGGAGGAAAAAUUGAAGAAGGAUAUUAAAGAGGAAUCAAAAGAGAAGUUGUCCGACAAGAGGCAACUCUCCAAUGUACAAAGUGAUAUUAAGUCGUCUACUCAGCAAACGGAACUCACAAUACGGACACGGCCUGUACCAAGUUUAUUAGGCUCUUCUUGGAAAAAUAAAUGGACAGUUAGAUUACACCAUUAUAGAAGGCCAAGUGAUGUUCGACCUCGUGAGGAGAGAAGACCAACAGUUGCCGAAUUGGCGCAACAGAAACACGUGUUACAGAAACUGAACGGGUGGAAAAUCUAUCAUCUCACUACGCAAAUGGAAGAUAUUGCGACCCUUGAAAAACAGGUUCACGAAAAAUUAAAAACGACGCUCAUGCUAUUGGAAUCGCAGCAAACUGUAAAAAGUAAGCACAGUGACGGGCUCGAGCGUGUAAAUGAACUGAUCAAGGGCAACAUGCAGCGCAGUAGUCUAAUCAGCGAAGGCAUGAACGAAGCACGUACACAGCUCGUCGCUAUAUUUCAACAUAAAGGCCCUAUUACUGAUCUUUUGCAACGCUGUGGUAAUAAACGGGCACAGAAAAAGAGGGACAAAUGAGCUGUCGUGCUGAAUAAAUACGUAGAACCUUUAUAAACGAACUUUGUUGGAAGGAAGUUCAAAAGGGAACUAUUUUUAUCUGUGUCACAGAUUCUAUACAUAGGAAUAAAUAAAUGGUUUUAUAAGUCUAAAA
This is a messenger RNA of Vollenhovia emeryi, 1302 nucleotides long. RefSeq names its product histone deacetylase complex subunit SAP130 (gene Sap130). The record is from RefSeq and is a predicted model, not a curated record. NCBI's taxonomy places the organism in Eukaryota, Metazoa, Arthropoda, Insecta, Hymenoptera, Formicidae. Gene Ontology annotation, biological process: negative regulation of transcription by RNA polymerase II. Bases 339 to 1169 code for a protein of 276 amino acids. Gene Ontology annotation, cellular component: Sin3-type complex. The transcript has 3 exons.